Molecule: messenger RNA, 8426 nt
Organism: Mobula hypostoma (lesser devil ray)
Lineage: Eukaryota; Metazoa; Chordata; Chondrichthyes; Myliobatiformes; Myliobatidae
Gene: zc3h10
Product: zinc finger CCCH-type containing 10
Exons: 5
Coding region: 827-2029 (400 amino acids)
Biological process (GO): regulation of RNA splicing
Molecular function (GO): RNA binding; metal ion binding
Source: RefSeq, a predicted model, not a curated record
CCGUAGAAGACGCUGUUUGGAGCGACUCUACGAGCAUCUGUCGAUGAACGGCAAUCUGUUCAGCUGUUGACGACGAGUGUGUAGUUCGGGACUGUUUUCUAACACAAUAUUUUUAGAUGUUUAAUUUCAAAAUUUAUAUUUAGGCUAUUCGGUUUACACAACUUUUAAUUUGAAAUACUGCAUCUCAUUGCGAAUUUGAUCAAAGAAAUUAAGCGUUCGAACCUGUUAUUUGGCUCUAAUUCGCUCUUGCCUAAGAGGACCUGUUCGGUGCUCGUUGUGUUUGGAGGAGCGAGUAAGGGAGCCGAACCAUUCCUGAUGAAAGAUCUCAGCCUGGAGUGUCGACUGUUUGUUCAUUUCCAUAGAUGCUGCCUGACCUGCUGAGUUCCUCCAGCAUUUGUGUGUGUUGCUCAAGAUUUCCAGCAUCUGCAGAAUCUCUUGUGCAUAUGAUUUUCCUCUUGUGCUGCUUAAAAGUGAGGGAAUGAGGGCGCAGAAUCACAGGCCCCGAAUUUACUGACCUCUCAAGUGGCUGCACUCAAAUGUUCGACUCCUCAUGGAAUCCAGCAGCAGAGUGCAAAUUUGCUGUAAAUUUCCCAGCAUGGGGCUGCAAGGGACCAAGGCAGUAUAAGGUUAAUACUUCUUGAUCAUUAUUGCAAAUAUUGGAUCCUAUUCUCAAUUUUGUCUCUUCUAAAAGUGCAGACUCUUCCUGGGGUAAACUUCCGAUUGUCUCAUCUUUCCCAGUCGAUGGGUUUCCUUGUACGCGAACCAAGAUGAGUAAUUAUUGAUGUUUUAAUGUACAGUUGCUGAGAAACAAUAAUAGUCUGUGAAGAUGCCGGAUAAAGAUAAUUUAUUUAACAGUGGUAAUGACGAGGCUGGCCACAGCUCAGAUGAUAUUUGCCGUGACUUCCUGCGCAAUGUCUGCAAACGUGGCAAGCGCUGCAAGUUCUACCACCCUGACAUUAAUGAGGUAUCCGACUUGGGCGUUAAAAAAAAUGAGUUUGUCUUUUGCCAUGAUUAUCAGAACAAGGAGUGCACUCGUAUCAACUGCAAGUUUAUUCAUGGGACAAAGGAAGAUGAGGAACAUUACAAAAAAUCAGGGGAGCUUCCCCCACGUCUGCGCCUUACAGUAGCCAUGGGUCUUGGCCUUUCACCAUCUGACCUUUCCUUUAAAAAAGGCGAGGUUCCAAUCUGCCGAGAUUACCUGAAAGGGGACUGUCAAAGAGGAUCUAAGUGUAAAUUUCGGCACUUAAAACGUGAUGAAUAUGAGUAUGAAAACAGAACCUUAGAGAGAUUGGCACGAGACCAAGUGCUUUCUCCUGUAGUGCGGCGAUAUGACCCAUUUGAUGACCUUUAUGACUCUGAUCGCUAUACUGAUUAUGACCAUAUACUAAAGAGGAGAAGAGUGGAUGGCUUACGAUUUGAAAGUUAUGAUUUUAGUAUCUCAAAUUCGCGUCCAGUGGACUAUAGAUUUCUAGAAGAGGAGAAUCUGAUGCUUCGAAAACGUGUUGAGGAACUUAAAAAACAGAUCUCAAAUUUGAUGGCAACUAAUGAGGUACUUUUGGAGCAAAAUGCACAUUUCCGCAACCAAACUAAGGUGGUGACGCUGACUUCCACUCCCACAGCAACAGAGCAAAUACUGGCAGCACCAACUGUGGCCACACUGACCAAUUACAACCAUGGUGUAGCACAGACUCAUACUACUUUAAGCAGCCAAGCACUUCAACCACGACCCGUCACCCAGCAAGAUCUAGUGGCAACUGCUGCAGCUUCUGCUGCAGCGCCUACCAAUGCUGCACCAACAGCACAGCAUCUUAAUCCUGAAAUUGCUUCUCUCCCUGCGGCACUUGCCCAGACCAUUGCUCAGGGAAUGGCACCUCCAGUUUCCAUGGCUCCGGUGGCUGUCUCUGUUGCACCAGUGGCAGUAUCAAUUGCACAAGCUCUGCCAGGAAUUACCAUAAGCCAUGCCACCACUCCAAUGGUUACUUAUCCAAUUGCUUCGCAGAGUAUGAGAAUUACAGCAAUUCCUCACUGAGAAGCCAUGAUCAAAGAAACACAUAAAGGUUUUAGAAGAGAUUCUGUUCCCAUGUUGCUUUCCAUGAUGUGUGUUAUAUAGAUAUGCACGCCAAAGCCAAAUUGGAUUCUGACCCAUAAUUUAUUUUUAUGUCGAUUAAAUAUUCCUCUUCAAUUCAUUGCAUAUUCUGAACACUUAUUUUACUCCUCAUAAUUUGUGCUCACCUCAUCCUCUUGUAAAUCCAUUGUCUAAUUUAACUUAAAAUGUGUGCAAAUGACACAGAAGUUUUUCUAUAAAGGUUUUUGUGUUAGAACAAAUCACUGGGCUGCGAUGCUGCGCAAAUAUUCCGAUCUACUUUUCUCCUUUGUCUAUUUGCUUUCUUGACGCAAAACUGAAGUUUAGCAGCAGAUGAAAUUGUAAGUUUUUCUGGCAGUAAUGAGCAAAAAGAAGUAGUGGAAAACUUUUUUUGUGGCUGUUGUUGGCGCUGAAUGACUGCUGAAUUUCCCAUAUAGAGGCCAUUGCACCACAGAGUAAUUCUCAGUGUGAAACAUUUUUGGGGCAUCUUGAAGAUGAGGUGGCGCUCGCUUAAAUACAAAUACUUUUUUGAACUUUCUGAACCAUCAGAUUUUACAAUUUAAUCUUCACAAUAUGAGAAAAAUGCAUUGCAUUACCAAAGUGUCUAAUUAGUUUUGAAGCUAUUAGAAUGACUGAACCUAAAGUGUACUUUCAGCUUUGUCAUUCUUGUUGCACUGGGUGCCCAAGGUAUGAAAAAGUCACAAAUCCACAAUAAUAAGAUUAAACUCUUACCUUUUUGCUAGCUGCAAGAGCAAUGUGAGCUAAAAGAAUUUGAAUUGCUUUUUCUGCUGGACACCAGAGCCCUAAACAAAAAUGUCCUUGGUUUGGCAUUUUACUUGAAUUAGUUUAUUGGAAGAAAUGGGAAGUGGAUGGGGAACACACAUAUUCAGGAAGGAUGUCAUGAGGUCAAGUGUUGUAGGUAGAAAGUGACUCUGGAUCUAGCCUGCAGCUGUUGUUGCUCUGGCGUCUCUUCUCUUGAGCUGUGAAUGCACCAAAACCGCAGCAAAGCACAUUUCUUAAUGUUGACUGGUGACAAUAAUUGAGGAUGGGACUGGAUAAAGAUAGUUGAGUAAAAUGGAUGAAAAACAAGUGUCAAAAACAGUUCCUCUGCAUACAGCUUGAGUCAGCAAUACAAAUCUUUUUCAAAUCCUUGUGUGAAAAUGCAUAUUCUAUUUAAUCCAAAUAUUGUAAUUUGUAUGCAAGUUCAAGAAAUGUACAAAUUCUUUGAUAAAUUGUGUAGAGCUGAUAAUUUACAGUAUACCGUAAAGUAAUUAUAAAGACAGUCUUACCUGGGGCCAGAAUAGAAGUGUUUGCACACCAUCUUUUAAGUUUGCUGAGCUGAACUGUUGCAGGUAGGGAAUGUGCACAUUCAUGUUGAAAAUAUCUUUUCUCCCUUUCAAGCUUGUGUCCAUCUCCAUUAGGAGCAGGACAUUCCUUUCCUGGCUAGUUGGCUUCAAACCAGAUAAUGCCCUUAAAGACAUUUUGAACACAGUUUAUCUUUUUUCUUAAACUUUGAAACUCUUGAAAAUCCACAGAUCAUGGUAAAAAUCCAUUGGGAUUUUAUAUUCAAUGUUCUGACCACAUGAUUCAUUUUCCUGAAAUUUGCCAAAAUGAUCUUCUAAUUAGUUAAAUGUGAAUGGCUUUUGUUUAUUCACUGUUGAAAUUUAACUGAUGUCACUGUAACAAUUCAAUUUCAUUGGACCAGGUGCUCAAUUUUAAAGGAGUGGUUGUGACAUUUUACCCAAAGUUUGAUUACAUUGUUGUUUAAUUAGCUAGUUAUUGGGGGCACUUACCCUCAAUUGUUGCUUUUCUGUUAACCUUAUCUUCAACUUGUAUAUAGUAGCUGUGUAGUCUUUUCAGAUAUGCACGUGAUGCUUGUCAGGUUCUUGUGUGGUCGAGAAAUUAGAACCAAUGAUCUAAUCUUGCACAAUUGAAAGAAACUUAAAUGAUCAAAUUCAUUUGCAAUGUUCCCAUUAUUAUUCUACUAGUUAUUUGUAAUAGCUCUUCAGCUGCUUUGCUGUAAUUUGUAUUAAGCCAGUGAGGGUGGGAAAGGAAUAUACAUUUCUCUGGACAACUUUCUCCCACAGCUCCUUAUGCUACCAUUAUGAACAUCCAGGAUUCCCUUGACUGAAACUAACACAUACAAUAUUGUUGGUAUGCUUGUAAAACAUUUAAGAGCCAUUCAAAACCAAGCCCUUUCCAGUUUGGUUAAGAGCUAUAUGGACGACAGUAUAGUAAACUAAGUAAAUACCAUAUAUCAUGGUGAUAGCACCAAUUAAAAUGGUGCAAAUGCUAGAUAUUGGACCCUUUUCAAGGAAUUUUCAAACUAGUCUGUAUAUUCAGUUAACAUAGGUGAGUGAAUAAAAGCAUUAUUUAAUGUGUCACAGAAUCCUGGUGAAUGUAACGUGUUUGAAUAUGACAUAUUUGCAUAAAACAGGAAUCUCUAUCACUAUUGGGUCAGGAAAAAUUCAAAAUUUAAGAUAAUUUUCUUAUAGUUUUAUGCAUAUUUAUAAAAUUGAUUCUGAGGUGUCUUAAAUUCUGUCAAAACUUAAUUAUUUUAAUAUUGUCUGUUUAUGAAAAACAGUUGAGCUAUCAUUUUAUAAAAUAAUCUUUGGCUCCAAUAUUGGCAAUUUUUGUCUUUCACAUUUGUUGGGUUGGGGAGGUAUCAAUAACUUCAGAUAUUUGUAUAAUUUUUGAAAUUUUCCUUGGCAUGAAGUUCACCAAUAAUUUGGCAAUGGAUGAUGCACUGAACAAAAAUGUGAAUUACCCCUUAAAAUCAGCAUUGCCAAGUAAGCUAAUUUUCUGCUCAAGAUUUAUUUAGUCUUGUGUAUAAAGUGAGAGAAUUCUUUUGCUAAAUGGUCAUUAUGAACCAUUAGUGUUUUGUUAGCUUACAAACAUUAAGGUAUCAUUUCAAUGAGACAUAGACUUCUCUGGAAUAUAAAGACCAAAAACACAACACAAAUGUGUAAUUGAUAUGUAAUUUGUGUGAAAUUUUCAAAUUAAUUUCAUGCUUUUUCACGUGUUUUGUUUUACAAAUUUCAAUGAAAGAUGUGACAUACUGCAACCUUGGUGAACUAUGCUAUAACAUUGGCACCUGUAAUCCUUUAUCCAGUAAAUUGAUCUUAAAAGACCUCCUCACUAGUGUGAUUCUCAUGGUUAAAAAAAUAUUUGGAUGGUCCAUUUACCUGCUUGAUCAGUAACCUGGGUCUCCAUUCACCACCUGCAUUCCCUUGCCACAGAUGCUGUUCAACAUGCUGAGUUUCUCCUUGCAGAUUGUUGCUUCAGUUUCCAGCAUCUGCAGUCUCUUGUCUCCCCACUUUAUUUACUCUUUCAGGCUGAACUCUUUCACACUUUCCCCCAAAUAACAGGAGUAACCAGGAGAACCCACGUGUGUUUUCACUGUGUCAGAUUUUUUAAAAAUUACCCAUUGAAUACUCCUCCAAUGGUGGUCUGCCCUGAUGUACUGUAUCCCCAGGAUUUUUCUUCUAUUUCUGUCUAUGCUGGAGAAAUUCAUAAAUCAAUGAAUUUACCUUUACAUUUUGCUUACAUUUUUUGACACCGUCUAUCCUUGACACUUAUGUUCUCUGUCUAAAUGUCUUUAUCUCCAAUCUGGCUAAUAGUUUUCCAUUGAUUAUUAUGAGCCCAGUGACUCUCAUAGCUACUUCAAUUAUAUAUUCCACUGAGUCUUUUUUUUAAAGUUGUAUCCACCCAGUUGAUGCCACCAGAGCUUCUGAAGUGUCUUCCCACUUUUCUCAGCAGUGAUUGUGUUGUUAUAUACUGAAUACUUAAAACCAAAUCCAUCUUAUUUCCUGUACUUACCCACUUAGCUAUCUCAGAACUAUUACUGUUUAUCUUGCAUCCCACCACUAUUUGACAGAUCAGUCUUUACCACUUCUAACACGAUCUCACAUUCCCCCAACCCCAAAUUACCAAAAAUAUCUUCACUUUUUUUGUCAUUAUCUCACCACAUUCCAAAGGAACGAUUUCCAUUCGGCCUCUAAACCACAGUGCUUGAAUUCAUUUAUGUUUCCAUUCAACUGUAAGAAAUUUGAAACCUGAUCUAUGGCUCAGGAUUGCAAACAUAUUUUCAAGGGAGAUGGUUAGUUUUUGUUUGCACAGUGGGUGGGGUGUUGGAAAGACUUGAACUGGGUUACAGUCAUUUGUUGAAACUUCCAUCUUACUCCAACUUCGAUCUCUAUGCGCUUGGCUUCUUGCGUUGCUCCAUUGAGCUCAAUACAAGCUCAAGAACAUAUUCUCAUCUUUCUACUCCAUAUUUUACAGUCCUUUGCAUUAAAAGUUGUCUCUUAAUUUCAAAACUAAACCACUGCUUUGAUUUUCUCUCAGACGGUGUGUACUGGUAAUUUAGGGUGGGUAUACUGGUACUUCCAAGAAUGAGGUUGGCUCUGACCAGCUUCUUGGAAAAGGAAUCCCUCUGUGUCUACAUGACCAACGUGGGUGUCUCCCUACCUUUUUGUUCUAUUAUUUUUGUGAGCUACUGGAGUGCCUUUUCUGCAUUGCCAGAUCUUCUAUUCUCUCCCUCUCUGCAAUUCUGCUUUAACUUUUUAUGCAUACUUGGGUCCUAGAAACAUCAUUUUUCAUUUGUUUUUUCUAAUAUCUUACAUUGUUUUCUCUUAUUGCCUUACACUUCAAGAUUUUUUUUAAUCAGCACCGUCUCCAGAUAAAUUAAUCUACAGUUGAUCUUUAUGUAUAAGGACAGUACUUUUUCUCUUCAUUUCCUAUUCCCUGGCUCUGUUCCUCUUCAUGAGCUCUGUUCUGUGGUGCCCUUCAAUUGUGAUGAAUGAUCAGAGAUGUAAAACAUUAACCCUUCCUCCCUUUUUCCACUGAUACUGCCUGACCUGCUGAGUGUUUCCAACAUUUUCUGUUUUUUCCAAGUCCCUUGCUCUCAGGUGCCACACUGAAACUAGAUACCUCCUCAUAAGAAGACCGGUCAUCACAUUAACGUCCCUUUCAAAUUCUGAAGUUCAGUCCUCAAUGUUCAUUUGUUCAAUUAUUCUACCAUUUCCAUGUAGUUUAUUUGUAAAUGUAAGAAUGAAGCCACAGACUAUUUUGAUACGUUUAUUCUUUGUUGUAUUUAAGAAUAUUAUUAAAAUGAUCAACCAGUGCUGCAAACGGCUUCCUUACAAGUUGAUUGGAUUAGUAUUAUGUACAUAUUGUUUGCUAUGCUGUGUUUGGCAGUUUUUACCCUGUGAUUGUCCUUGAGAAAUUCUUCUAAACAGGUUAAUGUUUCGAUUAAUACACGUUUCCUGACCAUUGGAGCUUAAUACUGUUCAAGUGACUAUUUAAUUGAAAAGGAAAUAAGUCUUUGCACUUAUUUGUAUGGAAUCCUGACAAUGUAGAACAAAAAAGAACGAAGGGUCUGACGAAGUCCUGACGAAGGGUCUUGGCCCGAAACGUCGACUGUACCUCUUCCUAGAGAUGCUGCCUGGCCUGCUGCGUUCACCAGCAACUUUGAUGUGUGUGGCUUGAAUUUCCAGCAUCUGCAGAAUUCCUUGUGUUUACAACAAUAAAGAACAUUUAACUUUAAGCUUGCACUUUCUAUUGAACUCUCAUUUACUUUUAAGUCCACGUUAAAAAUUUGCUGGGUAAAAUGGUUUAAGUAACACUACUGUUUUGUUGAAGGGUCACUUGACAGUGUGUAUUGUAUCUAAAUACAGUUAAGCCUGACAUAGUGUUAGAGUUAAGGGGAAGCUCUUCACUGGUUUGAGUCAUACCCAUCACAUAGGGCUUUUUGAGCUGAGACCCUUCAUCAGGACUGGAAAAGAAGGGGGAAGAUGCUAGAAUAAGGUGGUAGAGGGAAGGAGUAUAAGGUGAUGGAAAGUAAUAGAUGAAACCAGGUGGGUGGGGGAGAGGGGAAUGAAGUAAGUAGGGAGGUGAUGGGUGGAACAGGCAAAGGGCUGCAGAAGGAGGACUCUGAUAGAGGAAAAUGGACCAUGGGAGAUCUCACUGAUAAUUACCGAAUGUUGAAAGGACUAGAAAAGGUGGAUGUGGAGAGGAUGUUUGAUGGGGGGUCCAGAUCUAGGGGGCACAGCCUCAAAAUUGAGGGGUGACCCUUUAGAACAGAGAAGGAAGAAUUUUUUUUUCAGCCAGAGAGUAGUGAAUUUGGAAUGCUCUGCUACAGACAGCUGUGGAGGCCAAGUAUGCGGGUAUAUUUACAGUGAAAAUUUAUAGAUUCCUGAUUGGUCAGGGCACCAAAGGUUAUGGUGAGAAGGCAGAUGUAUGAGGUUGAGUGGGAUCCAGGAUCAACCAUGAUGGGCUGAAUGGCCUAAUUCUCCUAUGUCUUAUGGGAGGGGUACCAAGGAUAGGCAGGUGAUGAGAAGAGGCA